Aedes albopictus (Asian tiger mosquito) is the source of this 1454-nucleotide messenger RNA. Its product is annotated as dipeptidase 1-like. Gene Ontology annotation, biological process: proteolysis. The record is from RefSeq and is a predicted model, not a curated record. NCBI's taxonomy places the organism in Eukaryota, Metazoa, Arthropoda, Insecta, Diptera, Culicidae. Gene Ontology annotation, molecular function: metallodipeptidase activity.
CCCUCUCGAACCGGAAAAUUCUCGCCGCAACGGUCAUCGGCCUGGUUGCGAUAGUGGCAGUGGCCAUAGCAGUACCACUGGCCGUCAACUCAGGCGACGAUGACGACGGAAAAGCUGCCAAACAGAAUGCCUUCUUCGGUCGUACCGUGCUCGAUGAAGUGCCACUUAUCGACGGGCACAAUGAUUUACCGUACAAUCUGUACAGCUUCGAGCGCAACCGAAUCAACGAUUUCAACUUGGAUCGGGACCUGAAGGCCGAUCCCAAGUGGGGUAAUUCCAAGAGCAGCCACACGGACAUCCCGCGUUUGCUGGAGGGCAAAGUGGGUGCCCAGUUCUGGGUGGCUUAUGUGUCCUGCACCACGCAGUACAAGGAUGCGGUGGAGCGUACGCUGGAGCAGAUCGACGUCAUCAAACGGAUGGUCGCCCAGUACCCGAAGUACAUGAAGUACGUGACGUCGGCCGAUGGAAUCAUGCAGGCGUUCAAGGAGAAGAAGAUCGGCUCGCUGAUUGCCGUGGAGGGUGGCCACUCGAUGGAUUCCCGUUUGGCGAUGCUCAGAAUGUUCUACGAAUUGGGCGUCCGUUACAUGACGUUGACGCACACGUGUAACACCCCGUGGGCGGACGCCUCUCCGGUGGAUGGAAACAGUACGGCUGUGCUGAAGAACGUCACCGAAUGGGGCAAGAAUGUAAUCUGGGAAAUGAACCGGCUGGGGAUGCUGAUCGACGUUUCGCACGUCAGCCACGGAGUGAUGGUAGAUGUGCUGACGGAAACCAAGGCGCCGGUUAUUUUCAGUCACUCCUCGUCCCAUCAGGUGUACCCGCACCACCGUAACGUUCAGGACGAUGUGCUUAAGAUGCUGAUCGAUAACAACGGGAUCAUCAUGGUGAACUUCUACACUUCGUUUAUCGGAGGGAAAACUAUUGAUUAUGUUAUACAUCACCUGAACUACAUCAAAUCGGUUACGGGCCCGGACCACAUUGGCCUGGGUGGAGAUUACGACGGUGUCGAUAGUACCCCGGAAGGCCUAGAGGACGUCUCCAAGUAUCCGGAUUUGUUCGACAUGCUGGCGAACGGGGCCUACACCAAUGGAACCACUUUCGAGCCUUGGAGUCGUGACGAUCUACAGAAGUUGGCCGGACUGAAUUUGUUGCGGGUGUUCCGCGAGGUUGAGAAGGUUCGCGAUACGAUGGCGAAGGUCAGUCCGUAUGAGGAUUUGAUCCCGUACCAGGAGUUUGUCGACGCGGGAGUGGAAGAUCAGCCGUGCAUGAGCGAUAUGGAGAUCCACAAAAGCUAGUUGGGCUUGGAAUGGUCAUCAAAUAGGAUUUUAUAAUUUUGAUUGUUAAUUUUAACUUGUUUUACAGAGCAGAGGCUAUUUGUAGUGGUUGUUGUACUAAUACACACAUUUAUUAUACAUAGUAUAAUGGGGCAGAAUAAAGAUCAAAAUUGUCCACUA